GUGUGUGUGUGUGUGUGUGUUUCCUUUAGUAAAUUAAUGUGAAUCAUGUUUGUGUGUUAUAGUGUGGAUCAUUGUGGAGAGUUCAGGAUUACAGCAGGAUUACACAAAUAUGCCUGUGAUCUCACACUGGAUCCAAACACAGCACACACUCGACUCAUUCUGUCUGAUGAGAACAGGACAGUGACGAGUGUGAAAGAGCGUCAGCCGUAUCCUGAUCAUCCAGAGAGAUUUGAUGAGUAUCGUCAGGUUGUGUGUGUAGAGAGUCUGACUGGACGCUGUUACUGGGAGGUUGAAUGGAGCGGAGAUGCUGGUAUAUCAGUGACAUAUAAAGGAAUCAGGAGGAAAGGAGAGAGUGAAGACUGUUUGUUUGGAUGGAAUGAUAAAUCCUGGAGUCUGAUCUACUUUAAUAACGGAUUCUAUGUCCGUCACAAUAAGAUCAGCACUGAUAUUCCUGUCGACUCUUCAUCCUCUAAGAGAAUAGGAGUGUAUGUGGACGUGUCGGCCGGCACUCUGUCCUUCUACAGCGUCUCUGACACACACACACUCACACACUUACACACACUCUACACCACAUUCACUGAACCCCUCUAUGCUGGAUUUGGGGUUUAUGAGAUUAACUCCUCAGUGUCUCUGUGUGACAUUAAACAGCGUCCUGAGAGAAACAACAGUGACAACAUAUGGAAAAAAUAUAGAUAAAUUUGACUAAAUGUUUAUAUCUGAAACUUGUAAGUAAUAUAUAUAUAAAACAGUCAGACAAGACACAAAAUCCUUAUUAAAAUUGUGUAUUAAAAUGAUGAUUUAAGAUAAUUUGGGAACUUAUAAUUACUAUAUAUGACCAUAUUAAAUCCAAAACAAUAUUCUUAGUAGAUACACGUAACAUCAAAGUUAUAUGAGUUGGGCAAUCAUUAGUGAAACCAAAAUCUUGGUAUAUUGUAUAAAAACCUUACAAGACAAUAGACGUAUGUAAAAUGUCACUUAUAUGAGACAUUAAAGUACAUGGAAAAGCUCAUGAUGAGAUGACCAAAAAUAAUGUAUAGCAUUUCUAAGAUUUUAUGACACUAGCACUGUCUCAGAUCAGAUUGUCUCAGAUUGUUUUUAGAUCACACUGUCUUCAAUCUCCAUUAGUGAUUUUUUCCAAAGAUGAUUACAUGGGUUAUAUUUGUUGUUAUUUAAGAUUUUAUGAGUAAUUCUAUCCAAUGAAAUAGUCAAAAAUGAUUGUUUAUUUACAGUUAGAUUUUCAAGUUCUUGUGUAUGCAGCAAAUAUUCAAAAUUGGCAUGUAAAAAUAAAAAACACCCAGUUACUCUUUU
Messenger RNA from Pimephales promelas (fathead minnow), 1308 nucleotides. NCBI's taxonomy places the organism in Eukaryota, Metazoa, Chordata, Actinopteri, Cypriniformes, Leuciscidae. The record is from RefSeq and is a predicted model, not a curated record.